This is a messenger RNA of Oikopleura dioica, 1173 nucleotides long. The record is from the annotation of a GenBank genome assembly. Lineage: Eukaryota; Metazoa; Chordata; Appendicularia; Copelata; Oikopleuridae.
AUGGAAGACUGUCGCGGCAAAGCGACGAUAACCAAACAACAGCACUUCGAGCGGAGCGACGGCAAGACAGUGCUCGUCUCAGUUCCGUCGCGCUGGCAGAUCAAAGAAGAUCCACAGCGCGUUUCACAUCUGCAGCGCGAGCUCAAUCCAGAGUCCGCCAUUGCAGUUGUCAAAGCAACUUAUGAAGUCGUCUUCUCUGCCUCGAAAAAUAUGGACGAGCACGCGCACGAGUUCUGCGGCAAGUUCAAAUUCAGCAUUUCUUCUUCCGACUUUAAACAAAGACACCCAAGUCUGUCCCGUCGUCAAGGAUCUAGACUCGGGAACGAUGUGAGCACCGUGGCUUCACUUCUCUCUGGCGAUUUCUCCUCUUCCUUGUCGAAGACAGGGAGCAUUUCUCGAUCAAAGUCCUCGUUGAUUUCAAUGGAUUCAAAGGGCCCAUCGAGACAGACAUCCGACAUCAGCAUUCGCUCGGAGAACUCGCAGUCGCACUGUUCCACAUCGACGCAUCGACCUGUGAUUAAGCAACCUCUCCAUCCACAGAGGCAGCAGCAGGCGAGAUACGAGCACGCUAGCUCUUCCGAACGUCUCGCUCAGGGAAGACGUCACUGGCCGAAGCCGAUAAGGCCGAUGCAAUUCCGCUCGGACUCGUUUCAAUCGCACCUGAACGAAAGCUCGCGACUCGGGGACACUCAUAAAACGCAAUUGUCGCCCAUUGGCGAUUGCUACCGUGACAAUGAGCUCGGCGGCGAGUUUGGCUCAGUUUCGUCCAACUAUUCAAAACCAAACUCGUGGCCGCGGCUGCCACAUGGACAGGCGCCUCAUUUGCCUCCUACAGGAGAUCCGGAAGUAGAUCGUUAUGCUAGGAGGCUUCACAUCAAUAAACAACCUGUAAAACCACCUCCACCACCGGGAAUGGAAGGAUCAGAGAGCUAUUACGACUCUUCGAAUAAUCUGGAGUGGUCUACUCCGACAACUUCUAGUGGCUGGAACGAUUCGACAAAAAUGGAAACUUGGAAUCCCCAAGCGCACGAAAAUACGAUGCUCGAAUCUCCCUCGUCCAAUGAUCUUAGUUCUGUUGGAGGACUCAGGAUGCCAGACCACGGAUCUACCGGUCAUUUAUCGAGUAAUUCGUUCCACCGGCGAACAAGCAGCUGGAACGAGCACUGGAACUAG